Messenger RNA from Pungitius pungitius (ninespine stickleback), 1468 nucleotides. RefSeq names its product cyclin Dx (gene ccndx). The transcript has 5 exons. Gene Ontology annotation, molecular function: cyclin-dependent protein serine/threonine kinase regulator activity. Gene Ontology annotation, biological process: mitotic cell cycle phase transition; regulation of cyclin-dependent protein serine/threonine kinase activity. Gene Ontology annotation, cellular component: cyclin-dependent protein kinase holoenzyme complex; cytoplasm; nucleus. Bases 1 to 957 code for a protein of 318 amino acids. The record is from RefSeq and is a predicted model, not a curated record. NCBI's taxonomy places the organism in Eukaryota, Metazoa, Chordata, Actinopteri, Perciformes, Gasterosteidae.
AUGCGCAUCCUCGAGGACCUGCACGCGAUGGACCGCGGCGUGUCUGUGUCGCUGUGGUGCGAGGAGGCGGAGGAGGACCAGAGCCAGGGCCCCUCGUCCCAGCUGAGGGCCCCCUGGGACCCCACCGUGUCCGGGCACCGCGUCAUCCAGAGGCUGCUCCACGUGGAGGAGAGGUACGCGCCCUGCGCGCUCUACGUCACCCUCAUCCAGCGGGAGCCGGAGCGCAGGGAGGAGCUCGCCAAAUGGGCCCUGGAGGUGUGCUGUGAGUGCGGCUGUGACGAGGCCGUCUUCCCCCUCGCCGUCUCCCUGAUGGACCGGUUCCUGUCCGCCUCGCUGUCCCUGCCCGUCUCGCCGUACUGCCUGGCGGCCGGCUGCAUCCUCAUCGCCUCCAAGCUCACGGAGUGCGACACCGUCACCGCCGACACCCUGUGCGCCGCCGCCGAGUGCGGCUUCCCGGCCUCCACCCUGCGGGAGAUGGAGCGCGUCAUCCUCGCCACCCUCCGAUGGGACACGGCUGCAGUGACGCCGCAGGACUUCCUCCCACAUUUCAUCGCCUCCGUGGAGGAGAGAGCCGGAGAUGGCGGCGGCGGCGGCGGCGACUCGGGGGAGGCGCCGCUCUCCACCCUGCGGCGGCACAGCGACACGCUGGCCGCCAUGUGCGCCUGCGACUCGCGCUUCCUGGGGGCUCCGCCGUCGCUCGUCGCCGCCGCGUCGCUCAACUGUGCCCUGCGGGGCCUGGGCAACAGGGGCCCCGCUCGGCUGGCCGUGGCCCGUGAGGCUCUGGCGGAGCUCUGCCAGGUCGACCUGGCGGUGCUGCAGUGCUACAGUGACAUGAUCGAAUAUGGCCUCCGGCAGCGGCUGAGGACGGGCCUGCAGCAGGGCCCCAUGGAGAAGGAUGAAGAGGUGGAGAACGAAAGGCCCGGGACCCCUACAGACAUGAGGGACAUUGAUUUCUAAGCACCGACUCAACUAAUGUUGCAUUGAACACGUGAAACAAUCAGUCAAACUGAUAUAUAUAUAUAUUGAUCAUGACCUCCAAAUGCUUGGUUAUAUCUUGAUAUUUAAAAAUUACUUACUUAAAUUACUUGGCUGUUAAUUUAUUUUGUUUUUAAACUUUAUUUAUUUGUGAACAGUUUUGCAGGAAUCGUUUUUUUACGUGCCAUAUUUUAUUAUCUAUUUCUAGUAAUUCUAUUGUAUGCCUAGAUGUUAUUUUUGUUGAAUAUAUUUAUACCUUUAAUUUAUUAUCAGGUGCAAUGGUUGGCUCUUUCUGUGUUAAUUUAUUUCAACUUGCCAUUACUCUGUGUUUGUGUGUGGAAUUAAAUAUACAACAGAUCUAUUUUUGAAAGCAAUUAAACGUUUAAAACGUUUGUUAAUAUUUUGUCUUGUUUCAUAUGUUGUUUACCGAUGGGAAAAUGGUGCCUUCACUUACUAUUCAAAGUAUAGUACUUCUGACUUAUAUUAACAUUCA